GUCUGUGUUGCUGGGCUGUUGCUGUGCUCGGCUGGCUGGGACUUGAUCGCUGCCAGAGCAUGAAUUACGCCGUACCGGAGUGCAAGUUGUGCUGCUUGCUUGCUAGCUCUCCCCGUGUUUGUGCGUGAAUUUGUGGCGAAUCUGUUUGUACAUGUAGCCUUUUCACAUUAAUGAGAAGUUGGCGGGGGUGUCAGAUUUGAAUGCAUAUGGGUGCGGCGUCCCCUUUUCAGAAAAAAAGGCUUAACAGGAUUUGUGUUCAAGCUUGGGGUUGAAAAAAGGAGAAAUACUCGUCUUCUGGAGCUGCGCUGAGCGGUGGACAUUUUUUCGCCUUUUGUAUACUUGCGCUUUGUGGACAUUUUGAUUUUUUCUUUCUGAUUGUCAGGCUUGAACUACUAAAGUUUUUUCAAUUAAGGAUGUAAGUAAUUUUAUUUUUUUGUGCUACCCUGCUAACAGGAAGUUACUUCCCCGAAGCAAAAAAAAACCUAAAGUACACGAAAGACAACUUUUGGCGAGAACACUGCACUUGGAGAAGAAGCACAGUCAAUGUGAUCAGUGUUUUGAGAGCUUUAAUGUCAUAUGAGUGGAUGGAUGCAGUAGAGGUUUUUAAGCUAUCUCGCCUAAGACGAUUUGCACCAAAGUAAACAAAACAGUGGAUUUAAAACACUUUCGGAGCUGCAAUUUCAAUGAAAGAAGGUGUCUGGAAACCUGACGUUUAAGUUUUCACUUGCUGUUCUUGGAUUCAUCUGGCCCCCAAACUGGACUUCAGAGAAGCUGGUUCAUAAAUGACAAGGCCAUCGUGUGGGACCGCAAAGCUUGCUCUUGUCAGAUUCGGUGCCAGUGAGCCCCAGCAGAACGUCCUCUACAGUGCCUGACGAUGUCGACGAAGAGGAGCUUGUUUGUGCGGCUGGUGCCGUGCCGCUGCCUGCGAGGGGAGGAGGAGUCUGUCACGGCGCUGGACUACUCCCACUGCAGCCUGGAGCAGGUGCCUAAGGAGAUCUUCAACUAUGAGAAGACCUUGGAGGAGCUGUACUUAGAUGCCAACCAGAUUGAGGAGCUGCCCAAGCAACUGUUCAACCUCCAGUCACUUCAUAGACUGAGUCUGCCAGAUAACGACUUAACUGCGUUGCCAGCAUCCAUCGCGAACCUCAUUAAUCUCAGGGAGCUUGAUGUCAGCAAGAACAGCAUCCAGGAGUUUCCAGAAAACAUCAAGAACUGCAAGGUGUUAACCAUGGUUGAAGCCAGUGUAAAUCCCAUUUCAAAGCUUCCGGAAGGAUUUACUCAGCUCCUAAGUUUAACUCAGCUAUAUCUGAAUGAUGCCUUUUUGGAAUUUUUACCAGCAAGUUUUGGCAGAUUGACCAAACUGCAGAUUCUGGAAUUAAGAGAGAACCAGUUAAAGAUAUUACCAAAGAGUAUGGUACAAAUGUUUGAGUUAUAUGAGAAUAUUUUGUGUUAUCGUCUCUUUUCUGCUCAGCCUGAAGUUUUGGAACAGCUCACAGGGUUAAAGGAGUUUUGGAUUGAUGGGAACAGACUGACAUUUCUACCAGGGUUAAUUGGGUCAUUAAAGCAGCUGACCUACCUAGAUGUGUCCAAGAACAACAUUGAGAUGAUUGACGAUCGGAUAGCUGGUUGUGAAAACCUGCAGGACUUGCUUCUCUCAAACAACGCGUUGGCCCAACUUCCUGGGUCAAUUGGAUCUCUGAAGAAAUUAUCUGCGCUGAAAGUUGAUGAGAACCAGCUAAUGUACCUGCCAGAUUCUAUAGGAGGCCUCUUGGCACUGGAUGAGCUGGACUGCAGUUUUAACGAAAUUGAAGCUUUGCCGUCAUCCAUAGGGCAGUGCACCAACCUGCGCACAUUCGCUGCAGAUCACAACUUUCUGACACAGCUGCCUCCUGAGAUUGGGAACUGGAAGAAUGCGACAGUGUUGUUCCUACACUCCAACAAACUGGAGCACCUGCCUGAGGAAAUGGGAGACAUGCAGAGACUAAAAGUUAUCAAUCUCAGUGACAACAAGUUAAAGAAUUUGCCCUUCAGCUUCACCAAAUUGAGCCAACUGACUGCUAUGUGGUUGUCUGAAAACCAGUCCAAGCCUCUGAUACCCUUGCAGAAAGAGGAAGACGAGGAGACACACAAGACUGUUCUCACCAACUACAUGUUCCCUCAGCAGCCCAGGACUGAGGACUAUGCGCAAAACUCUGAUAACGAGAGCUUCAACCCCUCACUCUGGGAGGAGCAGAGGAGACAGCGAGCACAGGUGGCCUUUGAGUGUGAUGAGGACAAGGAUGAGCGAGAGACACCUCCUCGGGAGGGUAAUCUGAAGCGCUACCCCACACCUUACCCAGACGAGCUGAAAAACAUGGUGAAAACCGCUCAGACGAUCGCACACCGGCUGAAGGAGGAUGAGUCGUCGGACGAAUCUGGUAAAGACACAAAGCAAAGCGAAGAUACCACUGUCGCAGUACGAGAUGUUGGAGUAAAGGCUUCCGAAAGCUGUGCAAACGGUCAGGCAGUGGAGAUGGAUCUUAAAGCAGCUGCAAACUGCAUCCCAAAGCCUAGUGACCUUGAUUCCAAGGUUGCUGUAGAGACAUCACAGGCAGCUGCCCUUCAGAUCCUGGACAAUACAAGAGCAGCAGUUAACCAUGAAGAUACUCUUGAGGACUCUGAGGACUUGUCUUCUGAUGAGGAGGAGAUGAAGAUUGCAGAGAUGCGUCCUCCUCUGAUUGAGAUCUCAAUCAACCAGCCCAAAGUGGUGGCUCUGAGUAAAGACAAGAAAGAUGAGAGUAAAGAUUCCGACUCUUUACUGGAGGAAAGCGCUGUAAACAGUAACCAGAACAACAGCAACUGUUCUUCACCAUCCCGCAUGUCAGACUCGGUGUCCCUCACCACCGACAGCAGCCAGGACGCCUCCCUCUGCACGCCAGAGAGAGAAGCCAAAGUCAUGAUCAUCUCCAAGAUCAGGCAAGAAGAUGAAAAUUUAAAUCAGCUGGAAGAAACAGCAUCCCUGCUGCAGAAUGGAAAUGGGUCUGACACUUCGCUGCAAGCAAUCCUGAAAAACCAGCAGGAGAACGAUUCAAGGAAAGAAGGGCUAAAAACGAGCGAGUUUGAGUUCUCGGUGGAGGAAAAGCUGGCACUUAUUGAGAGGGGCAUUGACUUAAAAAAUGGGAUGGGAGAUUCUUACAGCAAAUGGGAUGAGAUCAACAUGAAUGUGUCCCAGCUCCCUCCAGACAAUGUAGUGAGGUUAGAGGACUUGGAGAAAACAAAGAGCGUGCCUCGCGAGGAACUGAGGGAUAAGUCUGUGAUCAACAACAACACCAAACAAGCCCCAGACCAGCUGGAGAAUGGAAACCAGCUUCCAAAGCCGGUUCACACAGAUCAUCACAAUGGACGUGUGGAAGAACCCCCCCAGUCCCCAGCCAAGUAUGAGGUUGUGAGAACAGCAACAGUAGGAGUGACAGCGAGCAGUGAGAUGUCUAUUUCAAGGAGCACUGAGGAACUGUCCCCUCAGAAACGGGGGCCUCCAGGCCCUGUGGUGAAAGCUCAAAGCAUCACUAAUAUUGAGACGGGCACUCUUAAAAUCUAUAACAUUUCCAGUGACAAUGGGCCUUAUGAGACCAGUGCUGCAGGGCGUGUAUCUGUGGCCAGUGCCCAGGGACAAAACAUCGUCCGGAGCAAGUCUGCCUCCCUACUCAACGACCAGCCCCUGCAGGUCUACCCUGGCUCCUCCGCCUCAUCAUCUGACCUGCUGUCCAGCAGUAAAACCUUAUCCAAAUACGAUCCCAGCUUCGUUCAGCAAGGCCCCCAUACAGGCAGGGUGCCUGUGCCCACUGCUAUGCACGGGCCUGGAAUGCCUCAGUACAACAUCCAGUACACGAGUAGCACGAUGCCCAAAGACAGCCUGUGGACUCAGAGGACGCCAGUUCCUCCAGAUCAAGGGUACUUGCCGCCACAGCGGCUGCAGAGGUCCGACAGUACAGACAGCUACACCAAACACGCGGCGGCCAACACAAAUUACUCCAACCGCAACAGCGCCCAGGCCUACACCCUGCAACAGCGUGGGGCGGCCAAGCCCGUGGAGAUGUGGGCGGUCCCCCCACCGAAAGACAGGUUGAUGCUAGCUGGUCCGCGGAGCACCUUGCAGAGGCAGAGCAGCAGCUCCUCUACUGCCUCCAUGGCCCUUGCAGACCCUGGCCACCCCCGACGGGUCCCAAUGCCGGAUGGCGACUACAUGACUUACAGGGACAUUCACACUAUGGGCCGGGGGCUGGCGCCGCCCAUGAACCAGGGGCUGCAGAGGCCCCUGUCGGCCAGGACCUACAGCAUCGACGGCCCAAACGCACCCCGACCGCAGAGUGCUCGGCCGUCCGCCCACGAGGUGCCCGAGCGAACCAUGUCUGUCAGCGACUUCAACUACUCACGGACUAGCCCAAGCAAGCGGCCAAACAUGAGAGUGAAGUCGGAGCACUCCUUGCUGGACGCCCCAGGGAUGGGGAGGGUGCCAGCAGACUGGAGGGAUCAGGUGUUGAGGCACAUUGAGGCUAAAAAGAUGGAGAAGAACAUGCUGUCUAGGUCCUUUAAUUCCAAUAUUGCUGCAGUUAGCAGCUUUCACUAUGGCAGCUCUAGAGAUCUGCAUGCCAGCCAAGGCAGUCUUACCUUUAGUGUUGCAGAUGGAAGGCAUUUUGGAGCACACACGUUCCGCGAUGAUGUCUUUGUACCUCAAGUACAGCAGAGCUACUCAAUGGCUGGACUCAGUCAUAAGGAUGUGCCUAUGGAUGUUAUUAGAAAAGUGCCUCUGACAAACGGACAAAUGUGUCCGCCUUCCCGACCGCCAAUGAACUGUAACCAAGGGCACUGUCUCCCCGCCCAGGCACCAGUGGCCCGACACCCCUCCAGGGAGCAGCUGAUCGAUUACUUAAUGCUGAAAGUAUCCCAGCAUCCACAGGGCCCUACCCGGCCACCCCAGGAGGUUCUGCAGCAGGAGGUCCAUGUCAAAAUUGAGAAGAAUCCUGAAUUGGGUUUUAGUAUAUCGGGAGGUGUCGGAGGCAGAGGAAAUCCAUUCCGGCCGGAGGAUAAUGGUAUAUUUGUAACACGAGUCCAGCCAGAGGGCCCUGCAUCAAAGCUUUUGCAGCCUGGGGAUAAGAUUGUGCAGGCAAAUGGAUACAACUUUGUUAAUAUUGAUCAUGGACAAGCGGUUUCCCUGUUAAAAACAUUUCCCAAUACUGUGGAACUUGUCAUUGUCAGAGAAGUGUCUGCAUAGAGCCCUGAUCACAAGAGAAAAAGCCCAGCAAGAGAGACCAUCUUGAGGGGGGAAAAACAAACUGAAUGUUUGCUUCAAUAUUUUUGUAAACAAAGGAGCUGGUUAUAUAUAAAUAGAUAUAUGAACUGCAUCCAUUAAAAGAAAAUUUGAGCUUUGGGAAGGGGGAAUACCACUGUGUUAAGUGGAAAGGGCACGCGUCUGGAAAUAGGCAUUUACAAGGCCUACACUGUGGGAUUUUAUUUUAUUUUUUAACAAAAAGUCAGUGAAUGAUAUACUCCUACAUGAACAAACCUGUGUGCUUUCUGUACAGACUUGUAGGUUUAUUUUUGAAUACUUCAUAUACAUUACUAAAUAACAUAAAGAGCUCUUGUAGUAAGCCUAAAGUGUAGCCGGUGAGCAGAUGGCUGGGCUGUCUGCGGCCUAGAUGUAUAUGCCUUUAUUUUUAAUCAUCUUUUCUAACUUUUAAAAUGCUGAAAACCACUUCUGUAGAUGUAAGGGAGGGGGGUGGGAGAUUUGGAGGACAAUGCUAUGUGCAUAUUGUGAAGAUGAAUGUGGUGCUGGAUUGAGUUUUUGUAUUUUGGCCAGAUUAGAUUCAAUCUUUUAAUUUCCCUGCUAGCCAGCAGUGGUUGAUAUAGCCAGGGACAGCUUUGAAUGGCUACAUGUCGUUGUGUGACACAGACCUGGAUGUCACCAGCAGUGGUCGUUCAUUAAUGACUUGGAUUCUCAUGUCUGGGACGAAUCAUCUGUUUCUCUGUGGUGUUAGACCUCAGUUGCUUAAUACACUGGGGAAAAAAGGGUGGCCAAUAUUGUCUUCUAAAAAGCCAUCCGGCAUGCCAGUCUGAGAUCAAGUUAUGCACUGCUUAGCAGCUUUUACCACCUCACCUACACUUGGUGCAAAGUACCUCUCUGAACAGCCUUUUUUGAUGUUUGUGUUUAUAUAAGUGCAUCAAUAAAUGAAAAACCACUGCCUGUGUCUUUA
Lepisosteus oculatus (spotted gar) is the source of this 6230-nucleotide messenger RNA. Lineage: Eukaryota; Metazoa; Chordata; Actinopteri; Semionotiformes; Lepisosteidae. The record is from RefSeq and is a predicted model, not a curated record.